This is a messenger RNA of Microtus oregoni (creeping vole), 3696 nucleotides long. It is a transcript of the gene Map3k13, whose product is annotated as mitogen-activated protein kinase kinase kinase 13. The coding region runs from base 282 to 3155 and encodes 957 amino acids. Gene Ontology annotation, biological process: protein autophosphorylation; JNK cascade. Lineage: Eukaryota; Metazoa; Chordata; Mammalia; Rodentia; Cricetidae. The record is from RefSeq and is a predicted model, not a curated record. The transcript is spliced from 14 exons. Gene Ontology annotation, molecular function: ATP binding; JUN kinase kinase kinase activity; protein homodimerization activity.
CUAAACCAGCCCAAUUUACAUCCAUUCAUGAAUGUGUGACGUCAGCAAGCUUGAGCUCCUCUGCGGUGGGCUGGAGGAUUGUGUGGGUCGAUCUCCCUCCCCCUUAUUUUUCUAUUUCUGCAAGGCUCUGUAGAUUAACCUUCCAUCUUUUUAGAGCAAGAAAACGGAACGGCAUGUGUAGGAAUUCUUCAUUGUUGGUUUGGACUCCCCUCUCGCAUCAGACCUCUCUCGCCAUAAUCCUCUGAGUGUCGUCUCAGGACCUGGGCUACCCUCAUGGCACAAUGGCCAGCCCUCAGGAGCACCUGAGCUGCUCCUACUCAUCACACUUAGCCUUGACCGAGAACAAAACCUCUAGUGAGCACAAUGAACUUGCAGCUAUGGGAAACCACCCUUCACCCAAGCUCCCCGAGGACCCCCAGGAGAAGGCUAUGCAGCCCGAGCUGCUGGAGAUCACGGGCAGCCCCGUCUCUACAACAGUGCUGACCAGUGUAAGUGAGGAUUCCAGGGGCCAGUUUGAGAACAGUGUUCUUCAGCUAAGGGAGCAGGAUGAAUCGGAGAUGACAGUGUCCCCAGGGAACAGCAGCACGGUGGAUGGAGAGAGCACUAACGGGACCGAAGACAUCAAGAUUCAGUUCAGCCGGUCAGGCAGUGGAGGCGGUGGGUUUCUCGAAGGACUGUUUGGAUGCCUCAGGCCCGUGUGGAACAUCAUCGGGAAGGCAUAUUCCACUGACUACAAACUGCAGCAGCAAGAUACUUGGGAAGUGCCGUUUGAGGAGAUCUCGGAGCUGCAGUGGCUGGGUAGCGGAGCCCAGGGAGCUGUCUUCCUGGGAAAAUUCCGGGCAGAGGAGGUGGCCAUCAAGAAAGUAAGAGAACAAAAUGAGACGGACAUCAAGCACCUGAGGAAGCUGAAGCACCCCAACAUCAUCGCCUUCAAGGGAGUUUGCACCCAGGCCCCGUGCUAUUGCAUCAUCAUGGAGUACUGUGCCCACGGACAGCUUUACGAAGUCUUGCGAGCUGGCAGAAAGAUCACACCUCGGUUGCUCGUGGAUUGGUCCACAGGAAUUGCUAGUGGGAUGAAUUAUCUCCAUCUCCAUAAAAUCAUACACCGUGACCUCAAGUCACCAAAUGUUUUAGUGACUCACACAGAUGCAGUCAAAAUUUCAGAUUUUGGUACAUCCAAGGAGCUCAGUGACAAAAGCACCAAGAUGUCCUUCGCGGGGACAGUUGCGUGGAUGGCGCCUGAGGUGAUUCGGAAUGAGCCCGUCUCUGAGAAGGUUGACAUAUGGUCCUUUGGAGUGGUGCUCUGGGAGCUGCUGACAGGGGAGAUCCCCUACAAAGAUGUGGACUCUUCGGCCAUCAUUUGGGGUGUUGGGAGCAACAGCCUGCACCUCCCAGUUCCCUCCACUUGCCCAGAUGGAUUCAAAAUCCUUAUGAAACAGACAUGGCAGAGUAAGCCUCGCAACCGGCCGUCCUUUCGGCAGACGCUCAUGCAUCUGGACAUUGCAUCGGCAGAUGUGCUCGCCACCCCGCAGGAGACUUAUUUCAAGUCUCAGGCUGAAUGGAGAGAAGAAGUGAAGAAGCACUUUGAGAAAAUCAAAAGUGAAGGGGCCUGUAUCCACCGGCUAGACGAGGAGCUGAUCCGCCGGCGCAGGGAGGAGCUCAGACAUGCGCUGGAUAUUCGAGAGCACUAUGAGCGAAAGCUCGAGCGGGCCAACAAUCUGUACAUGGAGCUGAGCGCCAUCAUGCUGCAGCUGGAGAUGCGGGAGAAGGAGCUCCUGAAGCGAGAGCAGGCAGUGGAAAAGAAGUAUCCUGGGACCUACAAGCGGCACCCUGUCCGUCCAAUAAUCCACCCAAAUGCCAUGGAGAAGCUCAUGAAAAGGAAGGGUGUGCCGCACAAGGCUGGAGUGCAGACUAAGCGGCCAGACCUGUUACGAUCUGAAGGUAUCCCCAGUGCAGAAGCAGUUCCCACUGCAUCCCCUCUGUCUGGAAGUCCCAAAAUGUCCUCGUCAAGCAGCAAGAGCCGAUACCGGAGCAAACCACGUCACCGCCGAGGGAAUAGUAGAGGCAGCCACAGUGACUUUGCGGCAAUCUUGAAAAGCCAACCUACCCAGGAAAAUGCAUCCCACCCCACCUACCUACAUCACGCUCAGGCUCCGUGCCCUCCUCUCCAUCAGCAUAGCCCCCUCCAGCAGCAAUACCAGCAACCCCCUUCUGACCUGCCUCAGAGCCACCACCCCAGACGCAAUAUACAUGGGCAGGACAUUGCAACCUGUGCCAAUAACCUGAGGUAUUUCGGCCCAGCAGCAGCCCUGCGGAGUCCACUCAGCAACCAUGCUCAAAGACAGAUGCCGGGCUCCAGCCCGGACCUCAUCUCCACAGCCAUGGCGGCAGACUGCUGGAGGGGUCCUGAACUUGAGCAAGCUGAGCCCUGGGGCUGCUGUCAGACCGAAGCCUACGAUCCCUGUCUCCAGUGCAGACCAGAGCAUGCUGGGUCUUUAGAUGGUCCCACCACUGAGCCAGUGAGAAGGGGCCCAGACUGUUCCAGUUCACCAGCACACAAUCCUCUUUCGGGAAAUGCCCAAGACUCCGAGAGAAUGGAGGCCAAUGGAUUCAAUGGCUGUCAAUCUGGUAUUUCUCAUCAGUUCACACCCCCAAUACUACCUCAAAAGACACGGCCCCUUCAGAAGAGUGGAGAUGACUCCUCGGAAGAAGAAGGGGAGGUGGACAGUGAAGUGGAGUUUCCUCGAAGACAGAGGCCCCACCGCUGUAUUCGCAGCUGCCAGUCAUACUCAACCUUUAGCUCCGAGAACUUCUCUGUGUCCGACGGAGAGGAAGGGAACACUAGCGACCACUCAAACAGCCCCGACGAGUCCGCUGACAGACGGGAGGACCGCCUGGCUGAGAAACUAGACGACCUGCUGUCCCAGACGCCCGAGGCGCCCAUCGAGAUCUCCUUCCACUCAGAUGGGCUGUCUGACAAGGAGUGUGCGGUCCGGCGCGUGAAGACACAGAUGUCCCUGGGCAAGCUGUGCGCCGAGGAGCGUGGCUACGAGAACCCUGUGCAGUUUGGAGACUCGGACUGUGACUCUUCAGAGGGGGAGUGUUCGGAUGCCACUGUUAGGACCAGCAAGAACUACAGCUCUGCCACUUGGUGACAAGGGCUCUCCGUCGGAAUCCUCUCCAGCCCUAGACUCCUCCCACCUGCGUUCGUCCAGGAGGAGUGGCCCCAUCCCAGAAACAAGCCACACUGACAGGAACAUGAGAUCAGUCAAAUCUCUGGGAAAAUACCCAAAUGAAGUUGCAUCUCACUGAGCAUUUCAAUCAAGAAUGGCAGGGAUCUCUUGUACUGAAUACUCCAGCUACUGUAACAUUGAUAUUUAUUUUUGUUGGACAUUUUAACACUUUGUAUUGUAAAGAGUGAACUAUAUAUGAUAACAGAUACAAUAAUUUCUUUACAAAAAAAAAAGGAAAGGAAAGAGGGUCUUUAGGAGCAACAUUGGAGUUUGUGGGGCUGGGAGGUGUCACUGUCGCUUGAACACGGGACCAAGUCUUUUGUCCAUACUUGAAGAGUUGCAAUGAGACAUACUGAACAUUUACAAUACAAGCCAAAAGAAACGCAGCCAUGUUAAGUUCAACGGCUCGUCCGUGCGAGGGAUGGAAAUGACCUAGAAGCUGAGGGAUCCGAUAGCCCCAAAG